UUGUCGCCACAAUUCAGUGAUAAUACAAAUGGCGGUCGAAGAGCACGAACUCCACAGUCGACUGACAGACACGACGCCCGACUCAUCCACUUUGGAGACAACUGUCCGCUCGCGCCGACCCCGGGGUUUGUUCAGACAGUUGGCUAACCGGUUGAGGACCGCCGCACACCUGUCCCGCGCCCGCAGAGCCGACGAGCUGUCGGAGCCCACCGUCGGGCUAGUAGUGGACGAUCACGAGCUGUAUAAGCGGCCGAUCGCCAGAAGCACGUCGCGAAUAAACGGCGCUAAAAUGCCCGCCAAUAACAUACCGGCGCCGCCUGUGGACAGACAAAUAUCACAGGCCAGUGGUGUCGUGGGAACCGAUGUCUUCGACAACAACCGGUAUAUCCUUUCGCACGGGAAGUGUCACUUUUGGCGUAACUACGCCUACCAAGAGGGCCACCCAUACCUCAAAGUGUCACACGAUGUCCACAUCGAAGAUAUCGCGUAUAUAAUGCACCGGAACUGGAGGAUGGAGUCGCCGCGAAUCGUAGCCCUUAUUAUCUCAAACGUGGCGCCACUUCGGGACUGGACUAACGCCAGACAAAUCGCCGCCUUUAAGAAGGGCUUAAUGAAGGCGGCCAACUCGACCAAUAUGUGGAUAUUUACUAAUGGGUUAAAUAUGGGCGCCUCCCGUCUCAUUGGGGAUGCCGUUGAGAACGAGAUCAAGGAGUGGAAGGCCUACCGGGCCUCCAGUUCCGAGAAACCAAUGCCUCAUCUUAAUGUGGUUGGAAUCAUGAGGGAAGACCACCUCAGAUACGGUGACCACAUCGACAGCGUUAGAAAGGGUUGA
This is a messenger RNA of Oppiella nova, 832 nucleotides long. Lineage: Eukaryota; Metazoa; Arthropoda; Arachnida; Sarcoptiformes; Oppiidae. The record is from the annotation of a GenBank genome assembly.